UCCGCUGCUCCCGCUGCUCCCGGCCCGCUCCGCUUGUUGCUCGCUGCCCGUGCCGCUCCUCCCGGCCCGCUCCUCCUGUUGCUCCGCAGCCGCUGCCGCUCCUCCUGCAGUUCCCAUCCUCCCAUUGCUCCGAUCCUUUGCUUUCCCCGCUGCCGGCCCCGCUCCCCCUGUAAUUCUGAUCUUCCUGUAGCUUCGAUCCUCCUAUAGUUCUGAUCCUCUCGGUGCUCCGAUCCUCCCGUUGCUCCGCUCCUCCGCUUGCCCCGCUGCCGUCGCUGCCUCCUCCUGCAGCUCCGAUGCUCCUGUUUCCCCUUUCUCCUGCUUCCCCGCUCCUGUCCCCUGUCUCCUAUUUCCCUGCUCUUGUCCCCUCUCUCCUGUUUCCCCGCUUGUCCCCGCUCCACCUGUUGCCGCUGUCCCGCUCCUUGUCCCGCUGCUGUCCCCUGCAUCCCGCGGGGAGCGCCGCUGGGGGCUCAGGCUUGGCAGAAGCCCAAGGCAUUAAUUAGCGCGGCUCAGGAGCGGGAUGAGCCGCUCGGUAAUCCCGAGGGGCGGGCAGAGCCCGGCUACCCGCACCGGCAUCCUGCACCUCCGGGGUUGCUCUUUUUAGCUUCUAAGCCGGAAACUGGGCGAUCUCACGGGGUCAGGCAGGGGAGAAGCGGAGCUGACGGAGCUCUGGGGCCGCUCCGGAGCUGCUGGUUCUGCCGAGGUUUGGGGUCCCGAAAAGGAUCCGUGGGCUUCCCGGGUGGGGAGGCGUGUGACGGUGUCACAUGCCCGUGGCUUGCAGUUUCACUUUGAAACCAGGGUGAAAGUCUGGCCUGGGACACAACUCACUGACAGGCAGCGGGGGUUGAGCCCUGUACCCCAUCCCUGGCCCACUGGUGUUUCCAGCAACUGGAUGUAGUGUCAUAGGGGUGGUUUGGGUACCUGGAUCCCUGUGCAGGGACAAUUUAGGUUUUGGAGUGGUCCUUGUGUGCAGGAAAGGAAGGGAAAAGCCUGGACCACCCUGAGCACUCUUCCUUCCUUCCUGGCCUUUGCCCUGGCUCAGCCCUUCCGCCUCCCCAGCCUGACUCCUUGGCUCUGUCCUGCAGCCUGCACCGGCUCCCGGGGGCUGUCACCCCAACCCGCUCCCUGCAGGGCCCCCCUCUGCCCGGGGCUGCCCCCCAACAGCGAUGGAGGGAGAGCCCACCCUGCGCCUCCGAAUCUUCGACCUCAACUGCUGGGCCAUCCGCUACCUGAGCAAGCGGCGGCAGGAGCGCGUGCGGCUCAUCGGGGACAAGCUGCGCCAGGAGGGCUUUGACCUGGUGCUGCUCCAGGAGGUGUGGAGCGAGCAGGACUACAGUGAUCUGAAGGUGAAGCUAGCAGGCUGUUACCCCUUCUCCCAUUACUUCCGCAGUGGGGUGAUUGGCAGCGGCCUCUGCGUCUUCUCCAGAUUCCCCAUCCUGGACACACUCCUCUACCAGUACUCACUGAAUGGGUACCCCUACAUGCUCCAGCAUGGGGACUGGUUCUGUGGCAAGUCCGUCGGUCUUGUCGUUAUGAAGAUCUCAGGGAUCAUCUUCAAUGUCUACGUCACCCAUCUCCACGCCGAGUACUGCCGGGACAAGGACGCCUACCUGCCCCACCGCCUGGUGCAGGCCUGGGAGCUGGCACAGUUCAUCCGACACACCUCAAAGGCAGCAGACGUGGUGCUGCUGGGAGGAGACCUGAACAUGCACCCUGAAGAUGUGGGCAUCCGGCUGCUGCGGGGCUGGACGGGGCUGCGGGACGCCUUUGCUGAGGCCAUGCGCUUUGAGGGCUGUAAGAACGGCUGCACCCUUGUCCCUGACAACUGCUUCACUGACAAGUCAGAGAUGCUGCCCUUCCCGCUGGGCAUCCGCAUUGACUACAUCCUCUACAAGGCCAUCUCCAGCUUCACGGUGAAGUGUGAAGAGCUGAAGACCACCACAGGGCCAGCCCCAGGCAUGGCCAUCCCCUUCUCAGACCACGAAGCCGUGAUGGCAACACUGCACAUCCAGAGGCAGGGGCAGCCUGCAGGUGCCACCCUGGGCACAGCUGACCUGGCACUGGCAGACGUGGUGACAGAGGCACGGACAGAGGUGGGCGUGGGGCUGCGGGCGGCGCAGCGGCAGCGCUACUCCUGGGGCAGGAUGGCCGUGCUGGCCCUGCUGCUGCUGCUGCUCCAGGCCGCAGCUGCACUGGGCACACUGGCCGGGCUGGGAGCAGAGCAGCCCUUCCCCAAGCUCUCCUUCUGCCUGCUGGCCUUCCUCUCCCUCGCCAUCCUCGUCGUCGCCACCGGUCUCCACAUCUUUCACACCAUGGAGGUGAAGAUGCUGCACGGCACCGAGGACCAGAUGUGGAUGGCACUGAGGGCCCUGCAGGAGCGUCCCAGCGAAGGCUGAGCUGAGGCUGUGGGUGGCCCACAAUGUCCCCUUGGCCCCACCAUGUCCCCUUUUUCAUCCUUGUUUUUAGCUGACUUCAGGUUUUAGGUGAGCAGCACUGCAGCCAAUGCAGUAGUGCAGAUUUGACAGCUGCCUCUGGGUGAAAUUAAGAUUUUUGGGGUAGAUUUAUUGCACUGGCCCCUGUGAGAACCACGAUGGAGGCAGAUUUUUAUUGCUGUCUUUUUAAACACACCCUUUUGUACAUGGAGGAACCCGCUGGCCUGGCUGGAAGGCCUGAGACGCUGAGGCUCCCCUUGCCUGUGGUGGCCUCAAAGUUAACACUGGUGGCUGUUCUGGCAACCAGUCCUGACUCUGAUGGAAAAUAAAGGUGGUAUUUUAACCUUU
Ficedula albicollis (Collared flycatcher) is the source of this 2777-nucleotide messenger RNA. RefSeq names its product sphingomyelin phosphodiesterase 2 (gene SMPD2). Gene Ontology annotation, cellular component: cytoplasm. NCBI's taxonomy places the organism in Eukaryota, Metazoa, Chordata, Aves, Passeriformes, Muscicapidae. The record is from RefSeq and is a predicted model, not a curated record. Gene Ontology annotation, molecular function: sphingomyelin phosphodiesterase activity. The transcript is spliced from 10 exons. The coding region runs from base 1164 to 2393 and encodes 409 amino acids.